Messenger RNA from Vitis riparia (riverbank grape), 996 nucleotides. Its product is annotated as probable carbohydrate esterase At4g34215. The record is from RefSeq and is a predicted model, not a curated record. NCBI's taxonomy places the organism in Eukaryota, Viridiplantae, Streptophyta, Magnoliopsida, Vitales, Vitaceae. The transcript has 2 exons. Bases 66 to 899 code for a protein of 277 amino acids.
UUUAGAUAUGGUUUAAUUGCGAAGAGUCCGGGGUGAUAUUCUGUGUUGGAAGAGAGUUUAUUAAAAUGGAGGCCCGAGUUCGUUGCAGUAGAAGCACUAAAACCAUGUCGACAACCUGGCUUUUAAGGUUAUUUUGUACGUUGUUGGCUGUAUCGUAUUCGUAUCCCGAGUUUGGUAGGGCAUUAGAAGCACCCAAGGACAUCUUCAUUCUGGCAGGUCAAAGCAACAUGGCCGGUAGAGGAGGUGUUCGCCAUGGCAAGUGGGAUGGGAACGUGCCACCAGAGUGCAGACCUAACCCAUCCAUCCUCCGACUCAAUCCUCAACUCCAAUGGGAAGAGGCACACGAGCCGCUUCACACAGGCAUCGGUCCUCCCAAGACUCAAGGGGUGGGACCCGGCUUGGCGUUUGCCAAUGAGAUCCGAGCCAAAGGUUCGAUGGUUGGGGUUGUGGGACUGGUGCCUUGUGCGGUUGGGGGAACUAAAAUAAGUGCAUGGGCGCGUGGGACGACGCUGUACAAUGAAUUGGUGAGACGAACGAAGGCCUCCGUGAGUGGAGGAGGACAGCUCCGAGCCAUUCUGUGGUAUCAAGGAGAGAGUGAUACAGUGAGAUCUGAAGAUGCAGAGGCGUACAAGGGCAACUUGGAAAAGCUUAUCAUAGACUUGCGCUCUGAUCUUAGUCACCCCACUCUUCUCUUCAUCCAGGUGGCACUUGGAUCGGGGGAAGGCAAAUUUAUAGAGACAGUGAGGAGAGGUCAGCUGGGAAUCAGGUUACCAAAUGUGAAGUGCGUAGACGCCAAGGGACUGAGGCUUGAACCAGAUAAACUUCACCUCACUACAAUUGCUCAGAUCCACCUCGCUCAGAAGUUGGCUGCUGCCUUUCUUGCUGGUGAUCAAUCAUGAAUCAUGAGGAGUCACAACCCUUUUAAUCUAAAUUAGUUAUAGACAUUUACCAUAUUACAGCAAUUAAUAAAGACGCUCUUGCAAAUUAGAUAUUGAA